Molecule: messenger RNA, 1762 nt
Organism: Perognathus longimembris pacificus (Pacific pocket mouse)
Lineage: Eukaryota; Metazoa; Chordata; Mammalia; Rodentia; Heteromyidae
Gene: Zdhhc14
Product: zinc finger DHHC-type palmitoyltransferase 14
Exons: 9
Coding region: 285-1751 (488 amino acids)
Biological process (GO): protein targeting to membrane; peptidyl-L-cysteine S-palmitoylation
Cellular component (GO): endoplasmic reticulum; Golgi apparatus
Molecular function (GO): protein-cysteine S-palmitoyltransferase activity
Source: RefSeq, a predicted model, not a curated record
GCGGCUCCCCGCGGAGCCCCGGAGCCCCGGGCCGCGGGCUGGAAGGCACGGAGGAGCGCUGCCGCGGGCCCGGGGCGCGCGCCGCCCUUCCCGAAAGCGGACCGUGCUAUGACAGCGGGGCGCCCCGAGGGGCCGACCCGGGCGUCCGCGGCCAAGUGGUGGGCGAGCCGGGAGCCGGCGGCGGGGUCGCGGCGGCGCGGCCCGGGGGGCGACCGUGGCUCGGCGGCGCCCGCGCGGCCGGGGGGCUCCUGGGGGCGUGCGCCCCCCGCCCGCUGCCCUCGCGGAUGCCUCCCGGCGGCGGCGGGCCCAUGAAAGACUGCGAGUACAGCCAGAUCAGCACCCACAGCUCCUCGCCCAUGGAGUCGCCCCACUCCAAGAAGAAGAUCGCCGCCCGGAGGAAAUGGGAGGUGUUCCCGGGCAGGAACAAGUUCUUCUGCAACGGGAGGAUCAUGAUGGCCCGGCAGACCGGCGUCUUCUACCUGACGCUCGUCCUCAUCCUGGUCACCAGCGGGCUCUUCUUCGCCUUCGACUGCCCGUACCUGGCGGUGAAGAUCACCCCCGCCAUCCCUGUGGUGGGUGGAAUUCUCUUCUUCUUCGUGAUGGGGACCCUGCUGCGCACCAGCUUCAGCGAUCCCGGGGUCCUCCCGCGCGCCACGCCCGAUGAAGCCGCCGACCUGGAAAGGCAAAUAGAUAUUGCAAAUGGCACCAGUUCAGGGGGGUACCGCCCACCUCCCAGAACCAAAGAAGUCAUCAUCAACGGCCAGACCGUGAAACUUAAGUACUGUUUCACCUGCAAGAUCUUCCGUCCCCCGCGCGCCUCCCACUGCAGCCUGUGCGAUAACUGCGUAGAACGGUUUGAUCACCACUGUCCCUGGGUAGGCAACUGUGUGGGGAAAAGAAACUACAGAUUUUUUUAUAUGUUUAUUUUAUCCCUGUCUUUUCUGACAGUCUUUAUAUUUGCAUUCGUUAUCACCCACGUCAUCCUUCGUUCCCAGCAAACAGGAUUCCUCAACGCCCUCAAGGACAGCCCUGCGAGUGUGCUAGAGGCCGUGGUCUGCUUCUUCUCCGUCUGGUCCAUCAUCGGCCUCUCGGGAUUCCAUACAUACUUGAUCAGCUCCAACCAGACAACCAAUGAAGAUAUCAAAGGAUCUUGGUCAAACAAAAGAGGGAAAGAAAAUUACAAUCCCUACAGCUACGGGAACAUCUUCACCAAUUGCUGCGUGGCUCUGUGCGGGCCCAUCUCGCCAAGCCUCAUUGACAGACGGGGGUACAUCCAGCCCGACACCCCGCAGCCCGCCCCACCUUCCAACGGGAUCACCAUGUACGGAGCCACGCAGUCCCAGAGUGACAUGUGCGACCAAGACCAGUGCAUUCAGAGCACCAAAUUCGUUUUGCAGGCCGCGGCCACGCCCCUGCUGCAGAGCGAGCCCAGCCUGACCAGCGACGAGCUGCACCUGCCGGGCAAGCCGGGCCUGGGCACCCCGUGCACCAGCCUGGCGCUGGGCCAGCCCACGCCGCCCUCCUCCAUGCCCAACCUCGCCGCCGAGGCCGCGCUCUCGGACAUUCUGCCCCUGAAGGACGAGCACAGGGGCCACCAGUUCCUCACCCCGGAGGAGGCGCCCUCGCCGCGGCGGAUGCUGGGGGGCAGCCCCCUGGCGCACAGCCGCACCGCGCACGUGCUGGGCCUGGCCAGCCAGGACUCGCUGCACGAGGACUCCGUGCGAGGCUUGGUGAAGCUCAGCUCCGUGUGACCCCGGCGCCC